Molecule: messenger RNA, 921 nt
Organism: Aspergillus tubingensis
Lineage: Eukaryota; Fungi; Ascomycota; Eurotiomycetes; Eurotiales; Aspergillaceae
Product: mitochondrial 54S ribosomal protein uL3m
Exons: 2
Coding region: 1-921 (306 amino acids)
Biological process (GO): translation
Cellular component (GO): mitochondrial large ribosomal subunit; ribosome
Molecular function (GO): structural constituent of ribosome
Source: RefSeq, a predicted model, not a curated record
AUGCCUCCCCGUAUGCCCGGGAAGCUUUCCCAGCUUCCCCUGACGAACAUCUGGGCAUCUCAAAUCCCGACCUCUUCUUCCGUCCGCAGCAGCCAAUUCUCCAUCACCUCUGUCCGCACCUUCGGUAUCCGGUCCUUGAACCCCCCCGAGGCUUCGCGCUUCAACGUCGGCCAUGACCUGCCCGUGCUGAAAUCGACACCCACCGCCGCCCUCGAGCGCAAGGCAAACACCCUCCCCCUGCGGACCGGUGCCAUCACCUUCAAGAAGGGCAUGACCGCCCUGUAUGACCCGGAGACCGGCAAACGUGUUCCCUGCACCGUGCUGCAGCUCGAUCGAGUCGAGGUUGUAUCGCACAAGACUCGCGAGAAGCAUGGAUACUAUGCUGUUCAGCUGGGUGCUGGAUGGAGGCGUCCUAGUAACCUGACCAAGUCCCUGCUCGGCCAUUUCACUGCCAAUGGCAUCUCGCCUAAGCGUCAUGUCUAUGAGUUCCGGGUUAAGGAUGAGAGCGGGCUUUUGCCUGUUGGUCAGGCGGUCAGUGCGGACUGGUUCCAGGAGGGACAGUUCGUUGAUGCGAGGUCUAAUACGAAGGGUAAGGGCUUUGCGGGUGUUAUGAAGAGACAUGGUUUCGGUGGUCAGGAUCGCAGUCACGGUGUUUCUUUGACGCAUCGUUCGCUUGGUUCCGCUGGUCCUAGUCAAGGUGGUGGUUCUCGUGUUUACCCUGGAAAGAAGAUGGCGGGUAACAUGGGUAAUGAGCAGAACACGGUCCAGAAUCUGAGGAUCCUGAAGGUGGAUGCUGAGAAUGGAAUCGUCGUGGUCAAUGGCUCCGUCAGUGGUCCCAAGGGCUGCGUUGUCCGGAUACAGGAUGCCAUCAAGAAGCCGUGGCCGGAAGCUUCCCCCGCGACUGCUGAGGCUUCUGAAUAA